Messenger RNA from Parnassius mnemosyne (clouded apollo), 4581 nucleotides. NCBI's taxonomy places the organism in Eukaryota, Metazoa, Arthropoda, Insecta, Lepidoptera, Papilionidae. The record is from the annotation of a GenBank genome assembly.
GCGACCAUGCCGUCGGGGCUGCCGACCGACACCGCGACCCUGUCAUUGGGGCUGCCGACCGACACCGCGACCCUGCCGUCGGAGCUGCCGACCGACACCGCGACUCUGCCGUCGGGGCUGCCGACCGACACCGCGACCAUGCCGUCGGGGCUGCCGACCGACACCGCGACCAUGCCGUCGGGGCUGCCGACCGACACCGCGACCAUGCCGUCGGGGCUGCGGACCGACACCGCGACCCUGCCGUCGGGGCUGCGGACCGACACCGCGACCCUGCCGUCGGGGCUGCGGACCGACACCGCGACCCUGCCGUCGGGGCUGCGGACCGACACCGCGACCCUGCCGUCGGGGCUGCGGACCGACACCGCGACCCUGCCAUUGGGGCUGCCGACCGACACCGCGACCAUGCCGUCGGGGCUGCCGACCGACACCGCGACCCUGUCAUUGGGGCUGCCGACCGACACCGCGACCCUGCCGUCGGAGCUGCCGACCGACACCGUGACCCUGCCGUCGGGGCUGCCUACCGACACCGCGACCCUGCCGUCGGGGCUGCCGACCGACACCGCGACCCUGCCGUCGGGGCUGCCUACCGACACCGCGACCCUGCCGUCGGGGCUGCCGACCGACACCGCGACCAUGCCGUCGGGGCUGCCGACCGACACCGCGACCAUGCCGUCGGGGCUGCGGACCGACACCGCGACCCUGCCGUCGGGGCUGCCGACCGACACCGUGACCCUGCCGACGGGGCUGCUGCCGUAGGGGCUGCCAACCAACAACUCCAUGACCCUGUCGUCGGGGUUGACGACCAAUCCUGCGACCCAGCUGUCGAAUCUGCCGACCGACGCCGCGAAUCUGCCGUCGGGGCUUCCGACCAAUGCCGCGACCCUGCCGUCUGGGCGGACGACUAACGCCGCGACUUGCUAUCAGAGCUGCCCACUAACUGCUACCCUGCUAGCUGCCAACAACAAAUAGUCGUCGUGUACUCAGACAACUAAGCGCCGGUAACAUCUGAACUGCCACCGACUGGUUAUAAGCCAUCUUCGCUCUGCAACAAACUAACGAAUCGAGUCCCGGUCAAUACGAUGUAGCGCUGCCGUCACAGAGCCCGAAAAAUUACCGAUUGAGGCGGCCUGUUCGACGUCUAAACUUUAUCCAUCGAAUGUGACCUUAACUUCUAACGUGCCAGCAACAUUAUUUUGCUGACUCUACUCACAACAGUUGUUUAAACCAAAACUUUGCUUUAUGGAUAUAAUUGCAACGUAAGUAAAUAUUUUAAGAAAUAUUUUAUCUUUUAACUUGUCGAUCAAAUAAUGUGACGCGUCAUUGUUCAAAAUGCCUUGUGUAAUAUAUUAUGGUAUUAAUUCAAUAUUCUUCAAACAUUAUAUUGCAUUGUGUUGCAUGAAUAAUGGCAAUUUAUUACAGAAUCUGCUGAAUAAUAAUUAAGAUUUUAAUACGCGCAGUAACACACAUUCUUUUGUUAGAUGCUCUUUCUACUAAUGUAUUGAUUUCAGAUGGCAGUAUCCUUAAAUUUUCUUUCUAUUAUUGAUAUAGUAAUUUUGCUUCGUAUACGUUAAUUUAUACUCAUAGUUAUGUUUAAGCAGUACACAUAUAUAUUUUUAUUACUUUUAUAUUUGUCUCAAUGUAUUUCAGCAAAAUAACUUUUUAUUCUAGCGAAAACAUUCCGUAAGCAUUUCUGAAAAUGAAAAAACAAGUAAACGGAUAAGACUACAAGUUAUACGAUAGAAACGAAAUUUCAAAAAGCAUUUAAUGUAAAAAAUCUCAAAUAAAACUUGCUUUAAAAUACUGCUUCGAAUAUUAAGUGGGCAAUAUUUUAGAGUCCACAAAUCAACCAUAAUAUAUACAUAUUAUGGUUGGCGCAAACGGUAAAAGAUUAAACGAAUUAGGAUGAGAGUUAAUGAUUGAUUUAUAAGACGCAUAAAGAUAAUCACAUUAUUUACAUUAUGUACUUAAUUAUAAUUUUUUCUGCUAUGUAUAGACUAAUAUUUCAGGACAUUCCAAAAUACCUAAAUAAAAACAAAAAUAAAUAAAGCACGGCCUAAACACGCACAUAGAAGCUUAACUUACCAAGCUUCCUUCUCUUGGUAUUACAAUUUAAAACGAGGAGUUUUUGCAAAUUUGUUAUGAAAAAUCGGGUGUGUAUAAAAAUAUUACAAGGAUAUUCCAAAAUGUAGAAUAACCACAAGGACACUUUAAAGUUAAUCUCGAGUACAAUCAGAAAAUGUUUUAUAAUAAUAUGAGUGAAAUCGACCAUAAGAAAUCUGCUUAUUCUUAAAAAAUUACGCAAGGAUAAAACCAAUAAGUAUAAUCUAUAAAGUCUAUAAUAUGAAAAGUUUAAAUGUUCGUUUCGGGUACGUAUAAGGAAAUAUUUCAGGAACAUACGAAAUUUAUUAAGUCAUUAGGCCACCUAAAUACAUGGAAAAACAAUCAAGGAAUAAUAUCAUACAACUGAAUUGAGUAUGCUAUAUCGAUAUAAAAUGCAAAAAGAUGAACUAAAUCAGUAAAAUGUGAAAUUAUGAUAAAAGUAUCCGUUACAAUCGGAACUUACGAAGUAUAUGAUAUGUAUGUGUUAAAGCUUUUACAUAUGGUUAAGUGGUGAGCAAUAUUUAAUACUUUGUUAAAACAUCAACAGUGGAGUGAGAUGAAUGAAUUUUAAAUGAGAAUAGAGAAUUUAAAAUGGUUCAAUUUUGGCUUUUCUUCGGUAUAAUACCUAUAUGAAAAGUUUGAAAUUUCGUUUUCGGGUAUGUAUAAGAAAAUAUUUCAGGGACGUAGACUUUUAUACAUGAAGUACACUCAAUUGAUAAUUUACAGUCAAUUAAAUCAGAUCUCGUGAAAAAACGUAUAUGUGGCCUAAUGUAUGCUGAUGAUAUAAAACUAUUAGUUAUCUUAAAUGUGAGAAUUUAAAUAUAAUGUGCUAUGACCGUUCUUCAGUACAAAUAAAAAGCUUCAAAGUUGGUUUUUGGGUAUGUAUGGGAAAAUAUUUCAGGGACAAGAAAUUUCUAAACGGUUAUAGGGCGGACUUUAUACAUAAGAACAAUCAAGGGAUAAUAACAUUCAAUUGAAUAAGAAUGGAGAAAAUAUCUUAUAUCCGCAAAGCUGAUGAUAGAAAAUAUAAAAAGAUGAGCUGAAUGAGUAGUACUAAACCGUGGUAAAAGUAUCAAGUUACGAAUUAUUAUGUUUUGUAUUCUAAAUAAUGCUUGUGAAGUGAGUGGUGAGUAUAAUAUAUAUUACUUAGUUAACAUGCAACAUUACAGUGGAGUGAGAUAAACACAUUUUAAAUGAGUGAAUUUAAAUAUAAUACACGAAGUAUUUUAUAGCAAAUAUGUAACAGUAACAUAUCAGCUUCCAUAAUAAUUAUUAAUUGUUAUACAAUUAAGUUUAGAUUAGAGUGCCUAUAUCUAUAUCUUGUUUAAAUAUAGUGUAUAUUAAUUUAAAUUGUUUAACCAAAUCUCUCUUUAUUCUUAACUUCAUAAAUUCUGUAGGUUGCACUUAUUAUUUUGUCAGCAGGAAUUUAAAUGUGGAAUAAGAUAAAUUUAAAGAUGGAUUUAACGACUUCUUUGUUAUAUUAGAUCAUUUAAAGAUUUACUAAAAGAUCGACAUUAAGGUAUUAUAAUUUAUUUACUUACCAAAGGAGAUUACGAUCUGUUAAAAGGUUUGGAAUUGAGUCAUUGGUUUUUUUUUGUGCCAAAAAGGUAAUAUAAAGCAAUUUUAAACAUUAUUACUUUGAUUUACGACGCCAGGUUUAAAAAGAUUGAGGUAAAUAAUGUUAACUUACCAUCAUAAGUUUCUGUUAUCACAUCUUUAACAGGAAUUCAAAGAUUUAUUUAAAAAAAAACACAAAGAAAUAAUAACGACAGAAUUCCCUACAGAGAAAAAUAUGAGGUAAAAAUUAAUAAAUAUAACUCUGAAAUAAUUAUAAUUUAUAUUAUUUUUUAAUUAAGCAUAGGAUGUGUUAAUUAUUUUUGUCAACAGAACUCCGUAGGCUGGUAGACUAGUCCUAAAUGACAGUAAUUAUAUUAAAGUAUACAUAUAUCGAAACUUAAACAAAUGUCAAAUAGACGCAAGGAAACACUUCGAAAAUUUAUUUUUAAUGAAACAAGUAGUCACUAACAUUUGACUAUCGAUAUAAUUAAUAACACACUUGUUAAUAUUUUUGGAGUGGUACUUUUAUUUUUUGCACAAGCAACUUCUUUUAAAGGUGGGAUGCGCGUAUAUAAUAUUUUAUUCACAGGUAUGAUUAAAAGGAAUUUUUAUAAAAUGUCAGAGUAAGAAAAAUUAACACAAUGCUAAAGUGAAGAAAUAAUCAAUAGAAUCAUGUACAACAUCAAGAGUAGAAUAUCAGCACACAAAAUAGACAGUGUUACAUAUUUUAUGAUAAUUAAGUAAUUCUUACCAAUAGUGAUUUAAAGGCAAACCGUAAAAUUUAUAGUGCUGAAUAUGAGGUAUGCAAACAAUAUAGAACACACAUUAGAACAGAAUACAAUAGGUAGUAACUGGACUGAAAUGUUCUAAAUAAGAAAAGGAAAUCGUUAUUAACCUACAGACAUUAUAUAACCUAGAGAAAUG